Messenger RNA from Purpureocillium takamizusanense, 1215 nucleotides. RefSeq lists its product as uncharacterized. The coding region runs from base 1 to 1215 and encodes 404 amino acids. The record is from RefSeq and is a predicted model, not a curated record. Lineage: Eukaryota; Fungi; Ascomycota; Sordariomycetes; Hypocreales; Ophiocordycipitaceae. Gene Ontology annotation, cellular component: fungal-type vacuole. The transcript has a single exon.
AUGAGACCGACAAAGUACUUGCCGGGGCCCUCGCUCCUGUUGACGACGUUGGGCUCCCUCGCCUUCUUCUCGGCGCCUGUUCUCGGCCAGGACGACAAGACGUCCGACGACAAGAAAUCUACGCCCAAAGCCACACCUGUCGAUAAUAAGUCGACGCCCACUCCUAGCCCUAGCCCAAGCGCCAAGUCGACCCCCUCGGCGACGCCCAAAGACUCACCCACGUCCGAAAGCUCGACGCCGUCGGCCAAGUCGACCCCUUCCCCGACCACCGAUGAGAAGAAGUCCUCGUCGUCCAAGAUCAGCAUCUCUAACACGGGCUCUUUGGUAACUUCGGAUCCAACCGGCCAGCCCACCAUCACCGGUGGCUCCCAGGUCACCACAGGCAAUGAGCUCACCGGCUUCCCGACGCUGACGGGCCCCGGCGGCAUCCCUACGUAUCCUGCCCCGUCCGUACCGCCGACCAAGAAUGCCCCCUUCAUGCAGCAAUCGAGUAUGCCCGAUGGCAGCGUCUUCAUCAUCGUCGGAUCCAUCCUCGGAGCCUUUGGCCUUGCAAUCUUGCUGUGGCGCGGCAUCGUUAGCCUCCUCCUCCACCGGUCCGUCGAACGCGCUGCCAAGGCACAGCACGAUGCCAACGCCAAAGCCGGAUUCCCCGCGCCUCCUGCCCCUUUCUACAAAUAUACCGAUCAAGGCUCGACAAUGUCCCUGGGCGGGGCCGGAGGCGCUGCCGCUGGGCGCGGUGUUCGACGAACCAAUCGUGGGCCUAUCCCAUCCUCAACCCCGAGCCACUCGAACCUCUUCUUCUCCCCCACGGCCGCCAACAACAGCGGCUCUGGGAAUCGUGGCUCUGCUUUCCUUCCUUCUGGCUUCUACGCAUCCAACUCUCCAAGCGCUCCUCCCAAUCAGACCAACAGCAUCAGCCUGAACAACCUCCGACCCGACUCGCGCGGCCACUAUGCCAAUGUCUCCCGCAACACUCUCGGGCCCUCGCCCCCCGACUCGCCCCAAUAUGCGCCGCGAAGAGACGCGAGCGGCAUGAGCACCAGCUCGGUGAACUUGAGCGCCCUCCCUCCCGGCCAGCGAGCGCCCAGCGCGUACCUCGAGGACCUUUUGGGCGACGAUCCCAACGCCUUCCCGCCGCCCCAGAUGCCCCCGUCAACGGGCCCCAGAAACUCAACGGGAGGAGGAAGAACAAACAGCCCCUUGACUCGGUUCUGA